Stomoxys calcitrans (stable fly) is the source of this 733-nucleotide messenger RNA. RefSeq lists its product as uncharacterized. Bases 40 to 600 code for a protein of 186 amino acids. The record is from RefSeq and is a predicted model, not a curated record. NCBI's taxonomy places the organism in Eukaryota, Metazoa, Arthropoda, Insecta, Diptera, Muscidae. The transcript is spliced from 3 exons.
UAUAAUGUACUUCAGUGUUUUGAAAAUAAUCGAAACAAAAUGAAGCCUCACCUGCUGUUUGCAUUUUGGUUCUUGGCAUUUUUUGACCUUAGCAAGCCUCAAAAAACCCCCAAAAUCGUCCACUUUUUAUCGUCUGAGACCACUUUUGAUCGUGUCUACCUCCAUCACUUCUUUGUGAACAUCUCUCGCAAAAAUAAAGCUCUGGAUAUUAAUGCGCAGGUAAUUCAAACGCCUUCUAUUGAGCCCCAUAUGCUGAUAUCAGUGUUUAUGAGAAUGCCCAAAAAACGCCAACAGUCAUUGCCCAUGAUUUCCUAUGAGUUUAACUUGUGCGAAUUUUUGACUAAAGUUGGAAAAAUGAACAAAGGCUCUUCGGGGUUUAUAAUUACAUGGCUAAAGGGCUUUUGGUCUUCCAGCACAUUUCCCCAAUGUUGUCCCAUAACGGAGGGGAUUUAUUCUUGGUUAAACUUAAAUAUUGAAAAAUUUAAUAUUCCUUCGUUUUUUCCCAAAACGAUAUAUGAUGUCACAGUACUGGUUUAUCUGCCCAACAAAGGAAUUAAGGAAAUGGUAACCAAUUUAAAAUUGGUAGCUGAGCUAAAAUAAGCAUUGUUAAAUUGCAUUGUAUUCAUUGGUUAAAUAAUUGAAUAAAACCUAUUUUUGAUGGAAAAUCUAGACCUAGUAUAUACCACCAAUGGUGUGGUAUUCAAGAUUAGCCAUCAAAAAUUUGUAUUUGUAA